Molecule: messenger RNA, 1046 nt
Organism: Aureobasidium subglaciale EXF-2481
Lineage: Eukaryota; Fungi; Ascomycota; Dothideomycetes; Dothideales; Saccotheciaceae
Exons: 2
Coding region: 235-1008 (257 amino acids)
Source: RefSeq, a predicted model, not a curated record
AGUGUUGGACCAAUGCUCGGCACCGUGGUCGGGCACCGGGUCCCGUCACUGACACGAACGAGGUCGACGAGCUUUAUCGAUGCAAACAGUCGUCGUCGAUGCGGAAACAAACGGAAAGUACUUGCAACUGAAGCACGCAUAACGAAGUGACCUUAACCUUUCGCGAGCACCUUUACCAACCUUCAACCAGCCUCUAGCCACCCAACCCCUGAAACUCAUCCAAUAACACUCAGUAUGGUUCAAACAAGAUCCGACCACGCCGAAGAGUCCAGACACAUCAUCUCGACCACAUCAGCUGCUACUGGCGAGAUCUUCUACUAUGAAAGAUACUACGUCUAUGAAGAAGAGGCCGAAGUCUUGUACGUCGAGCAGCGUUUAAACGAGCACGGCAAGUUCGUGCCAUACACCAGCGACAAAGAAGAAGAAGAGGAGGAGGAAGAACAAGACGAAGAAGACAAUGGUAGCCAGGACAAGAGCGCCAUGAAGCUUGACAGGGACUACAAGGGCGAGGACUCUGCUCCUGGGAUCAACGAAGACGACGGUUAUGUCGCACCUGAAGAGAAGAAGCGUGCUCCUACACGCCACAAGGCUGUCAUCAAGCAGCCAAUUGGACCACCUACGAAGGUUGGCCAGGAGAACCAAGUUGAGACCCGCCGCAAGCCGGCAAGAGCUCUCGAAGGCGGAAAGGAGGACAAGGGAGACUACGAUGACUCGAGCUAUCCUGCCUUCGAGCCAAACGAGGGUCUUGAAAGAGUCCUCUUGUUGGUCACCGACCUCGAAGCCGCCUCGCUCAACUGUAAGCGCAGAAAGAGGAGUCUGCUGAAGAACUUCCGCCUGGCAGACCUCUCGGAUGUCAGUGAAUUGGUCGCCCACACCGCCGAAAAGGAGGCAUACGAUAUUGUGCGUCCUGGCAAGGUCGUCUCUGGACGCUGGGUCUUGGAGCCCCGUCCUACCAUGUUCCGCCCUACCAACCCGGAGUUCCAGAAGUACGCCGGCAGUGAGCUAUAGAUAGGGGCAGAGAAACAAAUGUGAUUCUAACGUGCCAU